AUGUUCGGCGAUCGAAUCGUCGUCCCAUCAGAGUUUCGAAAGCAGAUCGUUCGUCAACUGCAACGUGGACACCCAGGAAUGGACCGAAUAAAGUCUCUGGCCCGAAGUUACAUCUACUGGCCUAACGUUGACGACGAUGUGGAGCAAUUUGUCCGUCAGUGCACUGCAUGUGCUGAAGCAGCGAAGUCCCCGACAAAAGCAACCUUGGAGUCAUGGCCUCUCCCGGACAAGCCAUGGCAACGUGUCCAUAUCGAUUUUGCUGGUCCGAUCCAUGGAUACUACUAUUUCGUCAUGGUAGAUGCUUUCUCUAAGUGGCCCGAAAUUUUUCGCACUCAAUCCAUUACCACAACUGCAACCCUGAAUAUGCUGCGUGAAACGUUUCCUCGUUACGGCAACCUAGACACAUUGGUCUCAGACAACGGAACGCAAUUCACCAGCGAGCAGUUUCAACAGUAUUGCCGUGCAAAUGGUAUUAUCCAUCUCCGCACUGCUCCCUACCACCCGCAGUCCAACGGCCAAGCGGAGCGAUUCGUUGAUUCACUCAAGCGUGGCCUCAAGCAGCUAGCCAAGGGGGAAGGAUCACCCACACUGGAGCACCUGCAGACAUUCCUUUCGGUGUAUCGUUCAAUCCCAAACCGAAACACACCGCAGUCGACGUCUCCAGCAGAAGCAUUCCUCGGAAGACCAGUGCGCACCACUUUGGACCUACUGAAGAAACCUGUUCCUGUAACUGAAGCUGUCAAGAACCACAAACAAAACUAA
Ochlerotatus camptorhynchus is the source of this 762-nucleotide messenger RNA. RefSeq lists its product as uncharacterized. Lineage: Eukaryota; Metazoa; Arthropoda; Insecta; Diptera; Culicidae. The transcript has a single exon. Bases 1 to 762 code for a protein of 253 amino acids. The record is from RefSeq and is a predicted model, not a curated record. Gene Ontology annotation, biological process: DNA integration. Gene Ontology annotation, molecular function: nucleic acid binding.